UUGAAAACAUCAGGGUGAGUUAAGGCAUAACGACACCGUUUGAAUCUCCGCCGAGCGAACCAUAAUCCUUCUUGCUUCCGGCUGCUUUAGCAUAGGUGAAAGUUCUGAUUAUUAUUUUCUAGAAAAAUGGGAAGUCUAUCUAUCUUGCCUCUCUCUUUCUCUUGUGCGCUGAGACCACGGAAACCCCAUCUCUCAAACUCCAUUUCAUGGCCUCGUGCUUCUUCACAUUUCCUCAAAAUGGCAAAAAUUGGCACCAAAAUUGUCGUUUUUGGAGCAAAGUCAAGUGACCCAAAAGAGUCCAUGUUCAUGGAUGAAAAGGGUGUUAUUGAUGACAUGGAUGGCUAUCUCAAUUACCUCUCUCUCGAGUAUGAUUCUGUUUGGGACACCAAGCCUUCCUGGUGUCAACCAUGGACGAUAACAUUGACUGGAGUAUCAGCAAUUGCUUGUAGCUGGCUAAUUUUGCAUUCACUCUUAUUUACAACGAUCAUACUGUUAUUAGUUUGCACUUGGUGGUACAUAUUUCUGUAUUCUUAUCCCAAGGCAUAUGUAGAUAUGAUAGCCGAGCGAAGAAAGAGGGUGAUGAAUGGUGUUGAAGACACAUUUGGUGCAGAGAAAAGCCAAUAACUACCAAGGAGCUUCUGUAAAUCUCUUUUAAUUAGAUGCUCAGUGACACUC
Pistacia vera is the source of this 675-nucleotide messenger RNA. RefSeq lists its product as uncharacterized. The record is from RefSeq and is a predicted model, not a curated record. Bases 127 to 624 code for a protein of 165 amino acids. The transcript has 3 exons. NCBI's taxonomy places the organism in Eukaryota, Viridiplantae, Streptophyta, Magnoliopsida, Sapindales, Anacardiaceae. Gene Ontology annotation, cellular component: chloroplast.